This is a messenger RNA of Aspergillus versicolor CBS 583.65, 1170 nucleotides long. RefSeq lists its product as uncharacterized. NCBI's taxonomy places the organism in Eukaryota, Fungi, Ascomycota, Eurotiomycetes, Eurotiales, Aspergillaceae. Bases 75 to 1049 code for a protein of 324 amino acids. The transcript is spliced from 2 exons. The record is from RefSeq and is a predicted model, not a curated record.
CUUACCUUAACCAACCCACCAAAUCGCUCUCAUCCGGGAGAGAAAAUCAAUAUAAAAAACGGAUAAUAUAUAUAAUGACACAACCUAAAGCAAGCGGCUCAAGGCACUUAACAUUCGACCCCUGGAACUCCGCCUCAACAGGCCACCAACGCGGCGAAUCAAACCCAGGCACAGCAUGGCAGCGCACCCGGGAAGCAAAACUCGCCCAGCAGCUGCGCACGGGAGACUGCACAAUAAACCCAUUCGCGUAUGGCGAUGCGCAAGAGAAGGUCUAUGAGAAGGGCGAGUGGGAGUGGGAUUGGGGUGGUGAUGCCAAAGGUGGAAGAGGUGGUCCUGGUGGUGGGAGGAGUAUGCCUUCUAGAAGAGCCGGGGCUGGGCCGGAUUCGAAGCAGAGGGAUAUCAGGAGUAUGAUGAAGGUAAGGAAGGCCGGGGGUGGGGGUAGUGAUUCCUUGGGCAAGGCUGUGAAGGACAAGAGUGCGGGAUCAUCUUUACCAGCUUCGACUCAGGUUCCUGGGCCAGUGCACACGCCAACACCAACAUCAACACCGAAACCAAAUCUACUGGAAGAGUCUGAAGAUAGACUAGAGCAAACGCCCGGCGCAGUCGGUGGGAACGACGGUGCCGCCUCAGUCAACCACAAAUCAAUACCCGAACAACCACCAACAAAGCCCAGCAAUGGCACCGGUAUCGAAUCAACCAUGUUCCGUGGAACAACAAUCUACAUAAACGGACAAACAGCGCCUCUAAUAUCUGACCACAAACUGAAGGGGCUGCUCGUCGCCCACGGUGCAACAUUAUCUCUAUCCCUGUCUCGACGGGUAACCCACGUUAUCAUCGGGAAACCGAAUUCGGGGCCUGGGCGUGGCGGGGCUGGGGGUGGGUUGGCUGCUGGGAAGAUCCAGAAGGAGAUACAGAGAGGUGGCUGGAGGGGGAUGAGGAUUGUUGGUGUUGAGUGGGUGUUGGCGAGCGUGAAAGCCGGGAAAAGGGUCCCUGAGACGAGGUUUACAGUUAACUUGUCUAAUCAAAGGAGUGUGCUGGGCUUCAUGUAGCAAAGUUCGCUUUUUUGUCUCUCAUGCUUAUGUUUAUGCUUUAUUAAGUCUAAGAUACCCUCAUAUCACAUUAUUAUAUCAUAUUUAUACAUUAUCAUAUAUAUCGUGUCAUGCUUGUGUU